Messenger RNA from Solea senegalensis (Senegalese sole), 1502 nucleotides. Its product is annotated as odorant receptor 131-2-like. Gene Ontology annotation, cellular component: membrane. Gene Ontology annotation, molecular function: G protein-coupled receptor activity. NCBI's taxonomy places the organism in Eukaryota, Metazoa, Chordata, Actinopteri, Pleuronectiformes, Soleidae. The transcript has a single exon. The record is from RefSeq and is a predicted model, not a curated record. Gene Ontology annotation, biological process: G protein-coupled receptor signaling pathway. Bases 195 to 1106 code for a protein of 303 amino acids.
UCCAAUGAGGGAUAAUGACAACACUCCAUUGUUUGGUGUUAUAUUUAGAUGAUUCUGGUCUGUGAAGUCAUCAUCUGUGUCAGAAAGGCUGCACAGAGCUCAGCUGCACAGAAUUACAGCAUCUCAUCACUGGACAAACCUGCUCCACACUGGAUCUGAAGCUUCACUUUUUGACAGUUCCCUCAAAGAGCAACAUGAAUUCAAACAACACAGUGUUUGGUCAGACUUCAGCACAGCUGCACAGUAAGUUCAUUAUCGUGCAGGUGCUGGUGGUGAUUUUUCUCUGCGUCAACUUGUUGCUGAUCGUGACCUUCUUUAAAAACGAGUGUUUCUACACAACUGCUCGCUACAUCCUCUUUGCUGUGACGUUACUGUCGGACAGUUUCCUGUUCUUAUUGACUGACCUUCUUUUCAUCUUUACUUUUUUUCGGGUCACCAUGUGGGUUUCGUUGUGCAGCGUCAUCUGCAUCAGUGUGCUCUUGUACCUCAUCGUCACACCGGUGACUCUCACAGCGAUGACGCUGGAGUGCUACGUGGCCAUUUGUAUGCCCCUACGUCACGCGGAGCUGUGCUCCACACGCAGCACUGUACAUGUCAUCCUCGUCAUUCACGGCCUCAGCUCUGUGCCAUAUGUCAUAUUUAUAAUUUUUUUUGCUUCAGCAUCUCUUGACUUUUACUAUCAAUACAGGAUAUGCUCUGUGGAGAUUUUCACUGUGUAUAAAUGGCAGGAUCACGUCAGGUCAGCUGUGUUUCAGUUCUACUUCCUCAUCAUGUGUCUCAUCAUCAUGUUGUGCUACGUUAAAAUAAUGAAAGUGGCCAGAACUGCAUCAGGAGAUGAUAAAAUAUCAUUGAGUAAAGGACUCAGGACGGUGACUCUUCAUGCUUUCCAGCUGCUGCUCUGUCUCAUCCAGUUUUGGUAUCCUUUAAUAACGUCCAGUCUGAUAUAUACUAAUUUCACUGACUUCCAACAUGUCCGUUUUUUUUGCUACAUAAUGUUUAAUCUUGCACCGCGGUGUCUUAGUCCUCUCAUUUAUGGCCUCAGGGAUGAAAUGUUUCUCCAUGCACUGAAAAAAUGCCUCUCCUGUGGCUUGUGUUACAGAAAAUGAUGGUUGCUUUAAUUAUUUACUUUUAUUUUUUGUUUUUAGUCUGUUAGAUAAUCUGCUACAUUUGACGAUUAAAUGCAGUAGGAGGUUGUAAAACUGCCAUUUAACACCACAACCAUCUACUUAACUAUGUACAUUACUAUAUACUUCUUGAGAUUUUGUUUGCUGCUUUAGGAAAUGACUGAUAGACCAGAUAUAAAAAGAUUAUGUAACUGUUUUAAUGGGCUGAAAUGUAACCUCUAAGCCACUUGAAUUAAUCUGUGUCUUCUCUUCUGUGGUGUUGUAUGCUUUUGUCUAUUACUGACUGACAUUCAAGGGACAGUUUAUAGUAAAAUGUUCAGAAAAGCAAAUCCCACAAUUAAGAAGCUGAACAACUUGGAAGCUUAUUUUAAUUAUUGU